UAGCAGGAGUCUGUUGUAUGUUGCGCUAGUAUCAAUAUUUUCACUCACCAUGCCGGAAAAAUGUAUUGACUGUGAAAAGGAAGCUAUUGUAAAAUGUAGUGGAUGUGGAAAAGUGUUGUUUUGCAGUGACGAACAUAAAAAGAAACAAUCUGCUUCUCAUAAAAAUGUUUGUAAACCCUACAGAAUAGAGAACAAUGAAAAAUAUGGAAGGUACCUGGUGGCCUGCAGACCAGUCCAGCAAGGAGAAAUGCUACUCAGAGAGAGAGCUGUCAUCGUCGGUCCUCAUCUGGACACUCUCCCGUGCUGUCUGGAGUGUCAAGAACCUCUCUACCCUCCAGGGACUCCCUGCAGUGUCUGUGGAGUCCCAGGGCUCUGCCCCCGAUGUACCCACGACCCUCUGGAAUGUCACCUGUUCAAGGGACUCAAUACGGAUCAGAAGGAAGCGCUCAUGAACGCCAACAACCAGCAUGUCCUACCACUACGAGUGCUGUUGAACAUAAGAUCAGAAGAAGGGGACCAAAGAUUCAAGAAUAUUUUGGAGUUAGAGGCUCACUUGGAGGAAAGAAAAGACACAGAUGCUUGGCUGAGUCACCAGAAACAUGUGGUUGAGCUGUUCCAGAAACUUGGUGUGAUUACAGCAAAUCCAGAAGACGAGGAACUUGUUCAGAAGAUCUGUGGGGCCCUGGACGUAAACAGCUUUGAGGUGCGGGGGCCUGUGGGGCCAAUCCCUGGGGCGGGGCCAAGGCUGCGGGGCGUCUACACGGAGGCAGCCAUGAUGGCUCAUGACUGUGUUUCCAAUGUUCAUCUCUCAGUGGACGAUCAUUAUGUGAUGAGUGUACGAGCAGCUGUUGAUAUUCCAGAGGGUCAUCCCAUCUUGUAUAACUACACUGAUCCGUUACAGCCAACUCGUGAGCGUCAGAAACAUCUGUGGAUGGGGAAGUACUUUGCGUGCAGUUGCUCCCGAUGCUCAGACCCCAAGGAGCUGGGGACGUACAUGGGAGCGGUGAAGUGUCCAAGGUGUAGAGCAGGCUACGUCCUGCUGAAUCCUCAAGACCAGGAGUGGUCUUGUGAGAAGUGUCACAAAGUGUUCAACCACGGGAUGAUGGUGUUGGCGACGCUGCUGUGCCGGGACAAGCUGGACUCUCUGGACAGAGCGGACCCCGACGCUCUGGAAUCGCUACUACACAAGUUGCGGAACACGCUGUCUCCGUCUCACAGCGUUGUUGUUGAUAUCAAACAGAGCAUCAUAGCAGCUCUGCGGGAGCAGCAGCCGACAAGAGCAAACACGAGGAGGAAGAUUGAACUUUGCAGAGAGUUACUACCUCUUCUGCAAGCAAUAGAGCCAGGAUUGAGCAGACUUAGGGGGAUAACUCUCUAUGAGCUACACAUUGGUCUAGUGACAAUGUCGCAAGAAUUUGGAGAACACGAGUGGCUGCAAGAAGCGCAAGAUGUGUUGAAGGAAGCAGUAAGUCUAUUACUUUACGAGCCGAGCAAAUCCCCAGAAGGUGAACUAGCAAAACAAGCCAUCCAGGAGCUGAAGACUUUGAAACAGCUGGCUGCAAAACAUGAGAAGAAGAAGAACAAGGCGAAACAUAAAAAAUAACUUGUUAUGUGAUAAAUAAAGGUAGUU
Macrosteles quadrilineatus (aster leafhopper) is the source of this 1630-nucleotide messenger RNA. RefSeq names its product SET domain-containing protein SmydA-8-like. The record is from RefSeq and is a predicted model, not a curated record. NCBI's taxonomy places the organism in Eukaryota, Metazoa, Arthropoda, Insecta, Hemiptera, Cicadellidae. The transcript has 10 exons. Bases 50 to 1603 code for a protein of 517 amino acids.